Molecule: messenger RNA, 1081 nt
Organism: Thrips palmi
Lineage: Eukaryota; Metazoa; Arthropoda; Insecta; Thysanoptera; Thripidae
Exons: 5
Coding region: 170-1081 (303 amino acids)
Source: RefSeq, a predicted model, not a curated record
CGCCGCGCCGCCAUGACGCGCCGCUAGACCGCCGAGGAGGAUCCAGCGGCCGGCGAACGGCCACCGCGACCGCGGACCGGGGAUCCGGGAUGAGGAAGCCGAGCACGGCGAGCACGGCGAGCACGGCGAGCAUGGCCGGUGGCGGUAGUCCGAGUAGACGCGGGUGCGGAUGACCCCAAUGGCGACCCGGUGUCUCCGAGCGCUAUGCCUUCUCGCCGUCAUCGCCCGGGCCGCCGCCGUGCCCACCACCGUGCCCGCUACCGUGCCCGCCCUCAACAUGACGAGCACCACGACCACCACGACCACCACGACGGCGGCGACUAGGGCUCCGACGGUGUCUGUGACGGCGGCCAGGGACGCCAUGAGCCUGCCGCCGUCCGCCGGGGCGGUCAACUGGAUGCUUGUCGCGCCGUCGGCGAGCUACAAGUGCAUCGACUUGUACGACGAGGUGGUCUACGCAGCGGGCGAGGGGCACCUGGAGAUGUGCGUGGAGCGCAACGAGUGCGUCAACGUGAUGGUGCACUGGCAGGGGAACGUGCGCUCCGUCAACACGCACGGCAGGUCCUUCCUCGUCUGGGAGCACCAGACCUGCAAGGGGGAGUCCUACCUCUACUCCAAGUCUGGCCGGAUGAGAAUCAGCAACGGCGGGCCCAUGACCUGGGCCAACGGCAUCGCCUCCAUCAGCUACGUGUACGACGAGAUGGACCGGCACCCACUCGGCCAGCGCGGCACCAGCAUCCACCUCUUCUCCAACAACAAUAACAACAACAAUAACAAUAAUAACAACAACAACGGCGGCGGCAAUGUGUCCAACAACAACAAUAACAACAAUAACAAUAAUAACAACAACAACAGCGACGGAGGCUCCCGUCCUGGGCCCACCGUCUCACCGCCGCGGCCACCCCCUGGCCCUCCCCCCGUUCCACCCCCGGCUCCUCCCCCUGUGCCUCCCCCGAUGCCCCCCGCCCCCACCGCGCCUCCCCCGGCUCCUCCUCCAGUGGAAUAUGGAUUUCAUUGUUAUAAACAAAGUGAGCCUUCAAUAAUCAGUACUUUAAAAUUUGGACGCCUUAUCUUACGUUGA